GAACCAUCACCAUCACCAACUACAAACAGUCGUCAAUUCUCCCCCUUUGACCUCCCCUCCCUACUCCUGCCACUCGACCGGCCGACCGACCAUCCACCGCUCAGCUCGAUCAACCCACCAAACUUCCGCCAUGGCGCCCAAGAAGAACGUCCGCGAGCCCACCCCCUCGACUGCUGCGACCACGCAAGCCAGCUCCACGGCUCCCGCUUCUGUUCCUCCUCAGGUCAAGAGCAGCGCGCCCAAGAACGGCGCCGCCAACUGGGACCAGGUCCUGCAGAACAUCUGCAACCACUACGUCAAGGAGACCCCGCAGCGAACCAAGCUCAUUGACGUCUUCCUGCUGUUCCUGGUCGCCGUCGGAGCCCUUCAGUUUCUCUACUGCGUCCUCGCUGGCAACUACCCCUUCAAUGCUUUCUUGUCUGGAUUCUCGGCCACGGUUGGGCAGUUUGUGUUGACGAUUUCAUUGCGCGUUCAGACCAACGAUACGAACAAGAGUGAAUUCCCCGGCGUGUCCCCAGAGAGGGCAUUCGCCGAUUACGUUGUCUGCAGCCUGAUUCUUCACUUCUUCUGCGUCAACUUCAUUAACUAGAGGGCCGGGGAUGGAUACCACUACAUGGACCAGAUCGAGGUUCCUUAUUGGGAGACGUCGAGCCCAUAAGCAGUGUACAAUACGAGACGGCAUUCAUGAAAUCUUUACAAAAGUCCAAUAGGGCACCGCGAGAACAGAUACAAGUCAAAAUA
This is a messenger RNA of Ilyonectria robusta, 741 nucleotides long. Its product is annotated as oligosaccharyl transferase. The coding region runs from base 131 to 589 and encodes 152 amino acids. The record is from RefSeq and is a predicted model, not a curated record. Gene Ontology annotation, biological process: protein N-linked glycosylation. The transcript has 4 exons. Lineage: Eukaryota; Fungi; Ascomycota; Sordariomycetes; Hypocreales; Nectriaceae. Gene Ontology annotation, cellular component: oligosaccharyltransferase complex; membrane.